AUGGGUGCCACCGACGGCUUGUCCCUAGGUGGCUUGCUCUUUCCUUCCUCUCCCACCUAUCCGAAUCACGACUAUCAAGCUUUGGGCAUGUCGAUCGGUCUCCUGACCACGCUGGUGGCGAAUGCUGGAAGCUUAAUGGGCUCCGAAAUCAAGUUCGGCGUGGCUGGUGCCAGCAUUCCCACGGUGAUCAUCCUGGCGGAGUAUUUCAAGACGUUGGGCCCAGCCAAAUGCGCCACGAUCUAUACCAUGGCAGCCAUUUGCACCGUGCUGAUCGGCGGCUGCGUUUGGCUGGUAGGACAUUUGAGAUUGGCUCGCCUCGUGAAGGCCUGUCCCUUCGUGAUCUACGGAGGCUUCAUGGCCGGCACCGGCGCCGUGCUGUUGCAGUAUGCCCUGAACCUGAUGACUCCAGGCUUUGCAAGCUUGGUGGAGCUUGGGAGCUACACGUGCUUGUUCGAGCUCAAGUGCUUGCACGAAUGGCUUCCGGGCUGCCUGGCAGGCAUCGGCAUGUUUACGCUCCGAGCGCGCAAUGUGAAGCUGCCCUACAUCUCCCAGGACCUUUUGAUUCCGAGCAUUCUCUUGGCAGAGGCUGGUGUGUUCUUUCUCUGGAUGCUGGUGUCGGGCACCGGCCUGGAAGCCGCCCGCGGCCAGGGGCUCCUCUUCCCGGUGCAGAUGCCCCAACAUCCCGUGUUUUACCGCAUUUGGACACAACACUGGCAGUCGGAGCCGGUGGAUUGGCAAGAGUUUCUCUCUCCGACCUUCUGGCUGACGGUGGUGAAUGCAGCCUGCAUCUCAGCCCUGACGGCCGUCAUGAACAUAUUCGGCACGGCGUCCUCCACGCAGAUUCGUGUGGAUAUUGACCAAGAAAUGAUGCUUCAUGGCAUCUACAACAUGGGCAGUGGCCUGCUCUCUGGACUGAGCGCCAACAUGGUGAUGUCUUUCAGCAUUACCUGCCGAACACUGGGGGCCGACGGCCAACAGUUCCAGAUUCUGCUCUUCAUUUUUUCGUGUCUGGUCUUCGUGAGUGGCGACUACGUGGUGGCAGUGCUUCCCAAGCUCCUUCCUGGCUCGGUUUUGGUUUGGCUCAGCUUGGAGCUGAUGGCGUUCUGGGUGUGGGACUCUCUUCGCUUCCUGCGAGCCUAUGAGUAUUGCUUGGUCUGGGUGAUGAUUCUGAUGUACGUGAUUCUGGGCACCGCUCCCAUGAUGCUCUUCGGCUUCAUCUCGGUGGCGGGCAUCGUCCAGGCGCAGCUGGCCACCAUCCCGGUGCUCGGCUCGCGGCAGACGCUCGGCAAGCUCCGCAGCCCCAGGCUUCACACCACGUGCGACCGGGAGUACCUCAACCGGGUGGGUUCGCAGGCGGAGGUUUGGAGGUUGCGCACGGCCUAUCUCUACUUCGCCUCGAUGCGACAGAUCGUCCAAGCGCUGGAGCACUUCAGCCAGCAGCGCCACGUUUCUUAUCGACGACAUCCGAGCGCCGGCGCGGACGAUUUUCCGUUGGAUCUGCCGGAGUUCUCCUUCAGCCACGUGGUGAGCUGUGAAGCGAGAGCACAUCCCGAGUACAUCAUCUUGGACCUGGAGCUGGUGAGUCAAAUGGAAUCCACCGCCAUCAGUGCCUUUCAGGAGGUCUUGAGCGUGGCCAAUGAGCUGGGAUGUUCGUUGAUCUUGGCGAAUGUGGAUGAAAGCGUCUAUCUGCAGAUGCGAAGCUUCGGUCUGCCCAUCUUGGACCUCCAGGAUCAGAUUCCAACAGAUGCUUCUGCCCUCCUGAUGGCCAACACCGUGGAAGAUGCCCUGGAGAUGGUGGAGGACGCCUUCCUGCGGAAGUACCAACCGGCGCCGGGCCACUGCCGAGGCCACACGCACUUCGGCAUCCGGUCGAAGUUGGCCAGCAGUGUGAAUCCGUGCUCGCCGCUCUUCGGUGUUUGGCUGGACUUCCAUGUUUGGUUGGAGUCAUCUUACGAAAGCUACAAGCCUGAGCUGCUAGCACAGUUGGAACCCUUUCUGGAAAUUCGCCACCUAAAGCAGAACGACCUCUUGUACGAAGCACCCCAUUUCCGCCACUCGCAUGGUGCGCAAGGUGCCUGGAUGACGGAGGCUGCUGAGUGCCGGGUGCCAUUAGUCUGGCUGCUCCAGGGUGGAGUGGACCAUCUCUGGAAUCCGCACAGCGAGACCGAACAGUCCGUGAGGGCGUUUCAAGACAUGCACCGCCUGACACCGAAAAGGCCCUUCGAGAAGGCACGCAUCACCGAAACCACCGGCUCCUGGUGUGCCGGACCCUUCAGCACCAUGAGGGCCUUCUUGGCGCAAACGGUGCCUUGGCUCCGUCGCUGCAGCGCAGCGGGCGCACCCUGGCACACUUAUCGCCACCGAUGCCAGCACAGUAGCCAUUUUGCGGCAAGAGAAGUACGAUGA
Messenger RNA from Durusdinium trenchii, 2406 nucleotides. The record is from the annotation of a GenBank genome assembly. NCBI's taxonomy places the organism in Eukaryota, Dinophyceae, Suessiales, Symbiodiniaceae.